AAGACCAUCUCAGCAUCUGGAGAUCUCAACAGCAAUCAACACGGCCAACAUGAGGACUUUCAUGCUCUUGGUGCUGACGAUUGUAGCUGUUACUGGGAUCAAACACAAAGCGGGACAAAUUCUCCUAAUGGAAAUCAUAGAUGAUGUGAAGCAAAUCUUAAAUCAAAGUUCAUCGACGAAUCUCAACCAAUUUGUAAUAGAUGUAUUUCCUCCAGUGGGCUGCUCGGAGAAACACAUCUGCCAAGCAGCGAUGGUCAUGAUGAACACAGAACUAAGCCACAGCAUGCUGCACAGACGACUGUUCGCAUAUGCGAAUUAUUCAGGGCACCUUCACUGCAACGUUACAGCUUCAGAAGAACACAGAAUGCAUGUUUUCCUCGAAAAAAUCAAAGAUUGCUGCAAAGCACAAUACUCUAAACCCUUAAAGCAAUAAGUCGAGACAAAAGAAGUGAAAUGACUCUAGACUUACUGCUUAUGAACACAAUACUAUAUUUUUGUAUUACAUUUAAUAUUAAUUAAAUUAUUUUUUAUUAAA
This is a messenger RNA of Cyprinus carpio (common carp), 535 nucleotides long. It is a transcript of the gene il4, whose product is annotated as interleukin 4. NCBI's taxonomy places the organism in Eukaryota, Metazoa, Chordata, Actinopteri, Cypriniformes, Cyprinidae. The record is from RefSeq and is a predicted model, not a curated record.